Molecule: messenger RNA, 1744 nt
Organism: Ostrinia nubilalis (European corn borer)
Lineage: Eukaryota; Metazoa; Arthropoda; Insecta; Lepidoptera; Crambidae
Gene: twin
Product: CCR4-NOT transcription complex subunit 6
Exons: 12
Coding region: 116-1744 (542 amino acids)
Biological process (GO): nuclear-transcribed mRNA poly(A) tail shortening
Cellular component (GO): CCR4-NOT complex; cytoplasm; nucleus
Molecular function (GO): protein binding; poly(A)-specific ribonuclease activity
Source: RefSeq, a predicted model, not a curated record
CGUUUGAUGUGGUGUUUGUCAAGAUUGUGCUAUUGUGUGUUUACAGUGAUUUAUUUCCCGUUACUAUAAUCAUAAUUUAAGUAAAACCAUUUAAGGAGUAGAUGAAGUUGACAGCAUGUCUCGCAACAAAGAUAAGCAUGAGGGCGCUAGCGGGCGCACAUACCACAUUAUGUCGGAGGCGGAACGAGCGUCUGGCCGGCGCGGAGGCUGGACCACGCUUGAGGUAACAGGAGGUGUGCGCGCCCUGGCGCCCCAGCUGUUCCAACUGACUCACCUGACCGCGCUGUAUCUGAACGACAACUCCCUGCAACGAAUCCCGUCUGACAUCAGCCAGCUGGUCAACCUGCACACCUUGGAUGUGUCCAACAACAAGCUGCGCUCUUUGCCGGCUGAGUUAGGGGACUUGAUACAGCUCAGAGAACUCCACCUGCACAACAACUACCUGAGAGUCUUGCCCUACGAGUUGGGCAAGUUGUUCCACCUGCAAAUGCUCGGCUUGCAGGGAAACCCGCUCAGCAAGGAGAUGCUGUCCAUUUAUAACGACAACAACGGCACCGCGAAGCUGCUCACCUAUAUGCUAGACAAUUUACAAGUUACUGCCACUCUACCACCACAGAGGCCUUGGAUACCUUUGACACGACCAAACAGGACUCGUCCAACAUGUAUCUUCACGGUUAUGUGCUACAACGUCCUCUGCGACAAAUACGCCACGCGACAAAUGUACGGCUACUGCCCCAGCUGGGCGCUGGAAUGGGACUACCGAAAGAAGGGUAUAUUGGACGAAAUUAGACAUUACUCUGCAGACAUCAUUAGUUUACAGGAAGUAGAGACGGAUCAAUUUUACAAUUUCUUCCUGCCAGAGCUUAAAGGGGACGGCUACGACGGCAUAUUCUCGCCAAAAUCUCGCGCCAAGACCAUGUCGGAGUCGGAGAGGAAAUACGUCGAUGGAUGCGCAAUAUUCUUCAGAUCUGCCAAGUUCGCGCUUGUAAAAGAGCACCUUAUAGAGUUCAACCAAUUAGCCAUGGCCAACAGUGAAGGGUCCGACAACAUGUUAAAUCGUGUUAUGCCGAAGGACAAUAUAGGUUUAGCCGCUCUGCUGAAAACGAAAGAAGCUGCAUGGGAGAACGGUCUACCGACCGAUACGGCGAUGCUCGGUCAGCCUAUCCUCGUGUGCACCGCGCACAUACACUGGGACCCCGAGUUCUGCGACGUCAAGCUCAUCCAGACCAUGAUGCUCAGCAACGAGCUCCGGUCCAUCCACGAGGACUCUGCGAGGACGCUGCGUCUGGCGGGGCAGAGGGACAACGUCCAACUGCUGCUAUGCGGGGACUUCAACUCCUUACCUGACAGUGGCGUGGUAGAGUUCCUGUCUUCGGGCCGCGUGUCGUCCGAGCACCGAGACUUCAAGGAGCUGGGCUACGCGACCACGCUGCGCCGCAUGCCCGGCUCCGAGCACGAGUUCACGCACAACUUCAAGCUGGCCUCCGCCUACAGCGAGGACAUCAUGCCCUACACCAACUACACAUUUGACUUCAAGGGCAUCAUAGACUACAUAUUCUACAGCAAGCAGACGAUGACGCCGCUCGGGCUGCUGGGCCCGCUUUCGCAGGAGUGGUUCCGCGAGCACAAGGUCGUCGGCUGUCCGCAUCCUCACAUACCUUCAGACCACUUCCCUCUCCUGGUCGAGCUGGAGAUGUGUCCGGGCGCGAGCGGCAGCUCCAACGGUCUCAUCGGGCGCAGGUAG